Molecule: messenger RNA, 324 nt
Organism: Knipowitschia caucasica
Lineage: Eukaryota; Metazoa; Chordata; Actinopteri; Gobiiformes; Gobiidae
Source: the annotation of a GenBank genome assembly
AUGAAGGAGGAUGAUUCACCGCGGCCUCCUCACCAGGCUGUGUGUACGUACCACCUGGUGCAGGACCUGGGCCUGGAUCAGCAGGCUUCUUUCCAGGGUCUGGAGGGGUCCAGGCGGGCUAUAAACCGGCCAAACCUGCUGUUCCAGGUUAUGGAGGACAAGGCUCGGUGCCUGGAGCGGGUGGACGUGGUGGACAAGGAUAUGGAGGACUUGGGCAUCCUGCUUGGGUGGGUUCCUCUGAUUCCACUGCUGGACGAAGCUCUGGUGAUUGGCACAGUCCACAUCCCCAUCAUCACCUGGCAAACAAUGGUGCCAAAACGCUGA